AUAGUACUCAUUAGGGCAUAGAUACGCGGUUUUGAGUUGAGUUGUCCAAAACAAUGGCAUUCCAAUCCAAGUUAUUUGAGGAAUUAGCUUCGAAGGUUCUGUUUGAGCUUAAGGGAUAAAAAAAAAAAAAAUCAUUUUUAAAUAUUAUUUUAGAUGCUAUGAGAAAAGAAGUUAGUGAAGCAACAUGCCUAUUUAUAACAGUUAACUAGAUAGAAAAUUAACACACACAUACACUAGCUAGCUUCUUCUUCUUGAGUCAAGUGUACCCAGCUGCUCUUAAUCACCCUGCUCCAUUUCUAGUUAUUUGCCUCGGCCUCCUCUUCCAUUUCCUUUUCAAUUCCAAGACUGGUGCAUUUCUUUCUUCUCUUUUACUAACAUUUUAUUGUACGUGUUUACCUUGCAGUUUUGAACAAAAGCGAGUGAAAAGAUGGACUCCGGAAUUGGCUACAGAUUCCAUCCAACCGAUGAAGAAUUGGUGAAUCAUUACCUGAGGCUGAAGAUGCUUGGUUACGAUCAUGAAGUCCAAGAGAUCCCGGACGUUAAUGUCUUGGAUUUUGAACCUUGGGACUUGCCUCAUAUCGAGCAUCCGGAGGUGGUGAUAUCUUAUAACCCAAAUGACCAAGUGUGGUAUUUCUUUUGCCCUCGCAAAUACAGGAACUCAAAUAGUCACAAGGCGAAAAGGACGACGAAUGCUGGAUACUGGAAGGUCACAAGCAAGGAUCGUAAAAUCAACGAGAAUUGUAUAAAAAAGAAUUUGGUUUUCUAUCAAGGUCGUCAUAAAGGGGAGAAGACCAACUGGAUCAUGCAUGAGUACAAUCCCACCUUCAACUUCCCAACCCAGAGGGAUUUCGUUCUUUGCAAAUUGAAGAAGAAGCCAGAUGAUUCAGAUGAUAUGCCAACCUUGGCAGAAGGUGAUCAAUCCAGUACCGUGGUGGCUUCUGCUUCCGCUUCUGGAAACAAUAUAACAGAGGAAGACUCUCAGCUACAAGCAUAUAUGGAAUCAUUUAAUGGCAUCGAUGAAACGGAUUUCAAUCUUAACUACGCACUGCAGUGGCCGACUUACAAUUAUAAUUAAGAAUUUGCACAUGUAUUUGGAAGGGCGUUGCUGAUGCCGCGCGUAGGUAGUUAUGGUUCCUUUUCAGCUACGAGAAGCGAAGAAUAAGUUCAACUUAAUGCAGCAUCUGCUAUUAUAUAUGUCAUAUGUGUAUCAGAGGUGUACUACGUUGCAUGAGAUUUUCUGUUAAAAGUUUUAUAUGUAUUUCCUUCCUGUUUGUUUGCUCUAUGUAAGCCUACGUGCUUGUUUGUUUGUUCUAUGUAAAUGUUUGAUUGUUCUAUGUAAGCGGUAAGCCUAUGUUAUAUAUAUGGGUUUCCUUGUUCAA
Hevea brasiliensis (rubber tree) is the source of this 1379-nucleotide messenger RNA. Its product is annotated as protein NTM1-like 9. Lineage: Eukaryota; Viridiplantae; Streptophyta; Magnoliopsida; Malpighiales; Euphorbiaceae. The transcript has 4 exons. Gene Ontology annotation, biological process: regulation of DNA-templated transcription. Gene Ontology annotation, molecular function: DNA binding. Bases 428 to 1075 code for a protein of 215 amino acids. The record is from RefSeq and is a predicted model, not a curated record.